CAAGGGUGCCGCUCCGCGCAGCUCGCGCACACUCGGUGGCGCGCGCGCCAGGCGCGGAUCGAUGCUGAGGUCAGCCGUGCCAGCCGGCAUCAAUGUGCCAGCCGGCAUCAAUGCCACCGCCCACGACUCUUCCGCCAUGAAUGCACAAAUCAUGCUCUCGUUCGCCAACACGCCGCAGCCAGGCACCGAAGGGGCAGACGACGAUCAUGAUGAGACUGGCAGCCAGCCUGCGGCGGAGGAUCUGGCGAUGCCGAAGCAGAAGACCUGCCGCUACGACAGCAGCCUCGGCCUGCUCACCAAGAAAUUCGUGACGCUCAUCCAGACGGCGCCCGAAGGGAUCCUCGACCUCAACCAGGCCGCGACCCAGCUCAACGUGCAGAAGCGGCGGAUCUACGACAUCACCAACGUGCUCGAGGGGAUCGGCCUGAUCGAGAAGAAGUCGAAGAACAACAUUCAGUGGAAGGGGAUGGGCCCGAACGGAUCCAAGGACCUGGAGGACGAGCUCGAGAAGAUGCGCGACCAGGUGCGGACGUACACCAGCCAGGAGCAGUGGCUCGACCAGUCCAUCGAGCAGAUGCAGGCGUCGCUACGCGCGCUGGCGGAGGACGCGGCGAACCAGGAGCAUGCCUUUGUCACACACGAGGACAUCCGCAACAUCUCCGCGUUCUCCGCCGACACGAUCAUCGCCAUCAAGGCGCCGUCGGGAACCACGCUGGAGGUGCCCGACCCGGAUGAGGGGAUGGAGUCGGGGCAGCGGCGAUAUCAGAUCUACCUCAAGUCGCAGACGGGGCCCGUCGAGGUCUUCCUCGUCUCCCCAGACGCGUCGGAUGGCGCGGCCAGCGGCGAGGCGUCCACCUCGGCGGGCGCAGCCCCGGCGGAGCCCUCCGCCAACGGCGGCGCGGCGGGCGGCGCGGCGGACAGCGGCGACGGGAGCGACGCGGCGCGGAGAAAACGGGCGCGCACCGACGAGGCCGGCAGCAGCAGCGCGGGCGCCGCGGCGCCGGCAGCGUCGCCCGAGCGAGGCGGCAAGCGGAGCGACCCGCUGCUGAAGCUCUCGCCCGUGGCGGCGGCGGGCGACUAUUGGGACGUGCAGCCCGAUGCUGUCGGCGUGUCGGAGCUCUUUGCAGGCAGCACGGCCGAAAACCCGAGCGGCGGCGGUGCGGCGGGCGGCGGCAGCGCGGGAACGGGAGGCGUCGUCAAGGUGGCGAUGGACUAGCGGGCGGCAGUGGGAGUGGGCGGCACGCUUUGGCGCGGGAGGCGGCCAUUCAACGACGGGCGGACGCGCGGGCCGCGCCGUGCCCCCUUCGCCUCCCCCCGCCCUACCCCGGGUCCGCACCAGCCCAUCCCAUCCUACGUGACGCCGCGGGCAGCGUCCAUGCGAUUGCGCCGGGCGGCUCCGCCGCUUCCCGGAGACUAUACUACGUGGGGAGGGACCGGUCCCGGUGGCAUGGAGAGGGAGGCGGAGGAGGAGCCCGCCGCGCCGCAGCGGCGGCGGCAGAGCGCCGAUGGGCGGCGCUCUCUGUACUGCUUGGUUUCGGGUGGGGCCCGGCGGGGUUGGGCCGUGGCAGUCAUACGGUGCAUAUCGUGGAGUCUGUGGGCUGCAGGACGGUGACGCGGCAGGUCGGAGGUCGGCGCACGGCGGUCCGUCGCCCUAGUUGUUUUUUUGAGCGCGGAGGGGUGGAGGUUACCGCAAUGGAGCCGUCGAGCGGCGGGGCAUAUGCGACUCAGUCAUC
Molecule: messenger RNA, 1733 nt
Organism: Emiliania huxleyi CCMP1516
Lineage: Eukaryota; Haptophyta; Isochrysidales; Noelaerhabdaceae
Exons: 7
Coding region: 62-1216 (384 amino acids)
Biological process (GO): regulation of transcription by RNA polymerase II
Cellular component (GO): RNA polymerase II transcription regulator complex
Molecular function (GO): RNA polymerase II cis-regulatory region sequence-specific DNA binding; protein dimerization activity; DNA-binding transcription factor activity, RNA polymerase II-specific
Source: RefSeq, a predicted model, not a curated record